AAAUGAAUUUACUGCAUUGUCUAGCUACUCCAAUUAUUAAUAUAAUUAAUAAAACAAAGAAAAAAAAAAUAUGGUACUAUUUCCAAAAUCAUAUUUCAUGCCAAAAUGUAUAAUUUCCAAGUAUAUAAUAAGCUAUGGUUAUUUAAGUUCUCAUCACAUUAGUUACUUCCUUUCUUCAACUCAACUCUAAUCAUCAAAUGAAAUGUGAAUAAUCGACGUUUGUUUAUCUCUUUUACUGUCGGUGCUUGCAAUAUAACGAUCUUCGCUAUAUUAUUAUAUCUCGUUUUCUACAUCGCCAUAAUGAAUUCAUGCAACCACAAGGUCAUUACAUGCAAAGGUGCUGUUGUAUGGAAAUCAGGAGAAAAAUUAAAAAUAGAAGAGAUAGAAGUGGAUCCACCAAAAUCAACAGAAGUUAGAAUUAAAAUGAUUUAUUCCAGUUUAUGUGGCACUGAUGUUCUUUGCUGCAACGGCUUUCCAAAGCCUUUGUUCCCUCGUAUUCCUGGGCAUGAAGGAGUUGGUGUGGUAGAAAGUGUGGGUGAAAUGGUAAAGAGUUUGAAAGAAGGAGACAUAGUGAUGCCACAUUUCUUGGGAGAAUGUGGUGAAUGUCCAAAUUGCGAAUCCAAAAAAUCCAAUUUAUGCCAAAAAUACCCUUUAAAUUUUAGUGGAUUAUUAUUGGAUGGAACAUCAAGAAUGUCCAUUAAUGGUCAAAAGAUUUAUCACCAUGUUAGUUGUUCUACAUUAUCAGAAUACAUAGUUCUUGAUGAAAACUAUGUAAUUAAGGUUAAUCCUAGAUUACCAAUUAAACAUGUUCCUUUCUUAUGUUGUGCAUUUACAACUGGUUUUGGAUCAACAUAUAAAAAUGUCAACAUUGAAAGAGGUUCAACUGUUGCUGUUCUUGGUCUUGGAGGUGUUGGACUUGGUGUAGUUGAAGGAGCUAGACAAAAAGGAGCAGCCAAAAUAAUUGGGAUGGAUAUACAUGAAAUGAAGAAUGAAAAAGCAAAAAUAUAUGGAAUUACUGAUUUUAUAAAUAUAAAUAAUUCUGAAAAAUCAAUUUCAGAAUUAAUUAAAAAUGCUACUGAUGGACUUGGUGUUGAUUACUUCUUUGAAUGCACAGAUGUGCCUCAACUCACCAUCAAUGAAGCUAUUCAAUCAACUAGAAUGGGUUAUGGAACAGUGAUAGUGCUUGGAGCUGGACUUGUGUUAGAUUGGCAAAUGAGUUAUGUCCCUCUCAUGUUUGGUAGAACACUUAAGGGAUCAAUCUAUGGUGGCAUUAGAACUUACACAGAUCUUCCAUCUAUAAUUGACAAAUGCAUUAACAAGGAGAUCAAACUAGAUGAAUUAUUGACACAUGAAGUUUCAUUCAAUGAUAUAAACAAGGCAUUUGAGUUCUUGAAAGAACCAAAUUGUGUGAAGGUACUUAUCAAGUUUUGAGCUGCCGCUAUGCGCGGUGUCCGGGGAAGGGCCCCGCCACAAGGGUGUAUCGUACGCAGUCUUACGUAUGUAACAAUAAAAAUUCAGCAAUAAGGAUAUGGAGUUCAAAAUAUGUCUUGCAUUCAUUCGUUUGAUGCAAAUAUGCAUUCGAUGAGUUCGAACA
Capsicum annuum is the source of this 1594-nucleotide messenger RNA. RefSeq names its product 8-hydroxygeraniol oxidoreductase. The record is from RefSeq and is a predicted model, not a curated record. Lineage: Eukaryota; Viridiplantae; Streptophyta; Magnoliopsida; Solanales; Solanaceae. Gene Ontology annotation, biological process: formaldehyde catabolic process. The transcript is spliced from 7 exons. The coding region runs from base 301 to 1431 and encodes 376 amino acids. Gene Ontology annotation, cellular component: cytosol. Gene Ontology annotation, molecular function: zinc ion binding; S-(hydroxymethyl)glutathione dehydrogenase [NAD(P)+] activity.